GUGCUAUGGUGACAUCUGUCAACUGACAAUUUGCUUCCAUUCUUUUUCUUUUGAAAAAAUUAACCAGUUUUUGGUUCAUUCUCCUCCACUUGAAGCAAUUAUUGGAAGAGUGCGUUCCGAAAAUCUCCAACAAAUAUAGGUGCGAUAGAACUUUUGUACUUCCUCAAUAAGAAAGUUAACAGUGAUAUGGUGGUGGUGUAGGGCCAUUCAAUAACGAGAACAACUGCUUUAAUAAGAAUAAAAGCUAUCGAAACUUAUUUGCGGAAAUAUUUUGUUUAAUUUAACAACGAAUUUUAUUCUAUAAAGGGAGUGAGAUUUUUGAUAUACAAAAAAACAAGAAAAUAAAGAGAAACAAUGUCAGCUGUUGAAAUCAUGAAGGAACAAAACAACAACGAGGACCAGAAAGCAUGUGGUUCAGGUUCUCCCUUGUCUAAUGCGGCGUCAGCCCCUACAUCAUCAGGUGCACCUGCUACAACCCUACAGACGUCAGAGAGUGUUAAGGUUAAUGCUCAGGAUGAAAUGACUGCAUUAGCGGACCACUAUAAAAAUCAGGGAAACGAUUAUCUUAAGGAAAAGGAUUUUUCAAAAGCUAUCGAAAUGUACACCAAAGCCAUAGAAUUAAAUCCAUCAAAUGCUAUAUACUAUGCCAAUCGCUCGUUAGCGCAUCUAAGACAAGAAAGUUUUGGCUUUGCUCUGCAAGAUGGCGUAGCGGCGGUAAAGGCCGAUCCCACAUAUCUCAAAGGUUACUAUCGGAGAGCAGCAGCACACAUGUCACUGGGAAAAUUCAAGCAAGCCCUCUCCGACUAUGAAUAUGUAUCAAAAUGUCGUCCUAAUGAUAAAGACGCAAAACUCAAGUACACAGAGUGUAAUAAAAUUGUAAAAAUGAGAGCAUUUGAAAGGGCUAUUGCUGUAGAUAAACCAGAGAAAACACUAACAGAAAUGUUUAGAGAUUUUGAAAAUAUCGCUAUUGAGGAAGAUUAUACGGGACCGAUGCUGGAAGAUGGGAAAGUUACUUUAAAGUUUAUGCUAGAACUCAUGGAUAACUAUAAGCAGCAAAAGAAAUUGCAUCGUAAAUUUGCCUAUAAGAUUCUUUGCGACAUUGACGCCUAUAUGCGUACACAAGAUUCCAUGGUUGAUAUCACAGUGCCCGAUGAAGCAAAAUUCACAAUCUGUGGUGAUAUUCAUGGUCAAUUUUAUGAUCUUAUGAACAUAUUUGAAAUCAAUGGUUUGCCCUCCCCAACCAAUCCAUAUCUUUUCAAUGGUGAUUUCGUGGACAGAGGCUCAUUUUCUGUAGAAUGUAUAUUUACACUAUUUGGUUUUAAGUUACUAUACCCAAAUCAUUUUUAUCUAUCAAGAGGCAAUCACGAAAGUAUUAACAUGAAUCAAAUGUAUGGCUUUACCGGCGAAGUAACGGCCAAAUACACGAGUACCAUGGCCGAUAUGUUCACUCAAGCUUUCAAUUGGUUGCCCUUGUGCCAUUGUAUCAAUAAGAAAAUCUUGGUUAUGCAUGGUGGUCUCUUUUCAAGUGACGAUGUUUAUUUAGAUGAUUUGCGACGCAUAGAUCGCAAUUGUCAGCCUCCAGAGGAUGGCUUGAUGUGUGAGUUAUUGUGGUCUGAUCCGCAGCCUUGGGCAGGUAGAGGGCCCUCCAAACGUGGCGUCGGAAUACAAUUUGGACCAGAUGUUACAGAGGCAUUUUGCAAACGCAAUAAUCUGGAUUAUGUAGUGCGAUCGCAUGAAGUCAAGAACAUGGGCUAUGAGGUUACUCAUGACGGCAAAUGUAUAACCGUGUUCUCCGCACCCAACUAUUGCGAUACCAUGGGUAAUAUGGGAGCGUUUAUAACAAUCAAAGGCAAUGAUUUGACACCCAAUUUCCGAUCGUUUGAAUCAGUGCCGCAUCCGGAUGUUAAACCAAUGGCAUAUGCAAAUAGACUUAUGAGCUUGUUGGCGUAGUCGCUUUAGUCACACUACUUUAAACUUCUUCUACGGCUCUAAUGUUUUCAAAACAAUCUUAAUGCAAAACGAAACAUACGCUACGCCCCUAUUUUACAUGUAAAAAGAAACCAUGCAGUAACAAGAGUUGGGGGAUGUACCAUCCACGUUCCACUUGUUCUCCUGCACCAGCAACAAUACAUCAAAACACAUGGCAUAACAAAUCAAGCUUUAUACACAAAAAUGAAACUGAACAUGGUCCCAGAACAAAUUAACAUUCACUUCCAUGUUGCGUCCCGGAGCGAACAAAAGCAUAUGAUAUUUGCAAUCGGUAUGGGAAUUGUUUAAGGUUACAUAAAAUACGAUACAUACAUAUAAGUGUUUGUUUUUACUUGUUUGGUUUGUUUGUUAAUUCUUUUUUUAGCGUAUUAUUUCCUAGCAUAUUUUCAAUAUUUUAGCGAUUUAAGCAACAAAUGUCAAGUUUCGAUGCCAUCUUUGUAAUUUA
Molecule: messenger RNA, 2434 nt
Organism: Stomoxys calcitrans (stable fly)
Lineage: Eukaryota; Metazoa; Arthropoda; Insecta; Diptera; Muscidae
Gene: PpD3
Product: serine/threonine-protein phosphatase 5
Exons: 9
Coding region: 355-1950 (531 amino acids)
Cellular component (GO): nucleus; cytosol
Molecular function (GO): protein serine/threonine phosphatase activity; protein binding
Source: RefSeq, a predicted model, not a curated record